AUGCAUGGCGUUUGUGAUCGCAUCCGCGCCGAGCUGGCUGAAUGCCUGAAGAAGUCGGACUGCAUGCGUGUGCACGGCCACUCGGGGAAAGAGUGCAUGUCCAAGUACCGUGAUACGCUGCCGCCCGAGUGUCAGCAGGUGUACUACGGCUUUGUGGACUGCAAGCGGUCGUUGUGGGAUAUGCGCAAGCGCUUUCGUGGCAUUCCCGGCGGCCAGUACAACUCGAGCUCUACGAUGUUUGCUGCGCUCGAUCGGCGUAUGGAGAAGUAG
Malassezia restricta is the source of this 270-nucleotide messenger RNA. RefSeq names its product cytochrome c oxidase assembly factor 5. The coding region runs from base 1 to 270 and encodes 89 amino acids. Gene Ontology annotation, biological process: mitochondrial respiratory chain complex IV assembly. Lineage: Eukaryota; Fungi; Basidiomycota; Malasseziomycetes; Malasseziales; Malasseziaceae. The record is from RefSeq and is a predicted model, not a curated record. The transcript has a single exon. Gene Ontology annotation, cellular component: mitochondrion.